Talpa occidentalis (Iberian mole) is the source of this 6704-nucleotide messenger RNA. It is a transcript of the gene LRRN4, whose product is annotated as leucine rich repeat neuronal 4. Lineage: Eukaryota; Metazoa; Chordata; Mammalia; Eulipotyphla; Talpidae. The record is from RefSeq and is a predicted model, not a curated record. Gene Ontology annotation, molecular function: protein binding. Bases 464 to 2698 code for a protein of 744 amino acids. The transcript has 5 exons.
UCCCAGUAGACAGCAGCCACCUGGCAUGAAGACCAGAUUCCUGGGAGGUGAUAGUGCAGCUCUGCCUCGCUGCCUUCGUUAGCCCUCUGUGUUCAUCUUGGCCUGGGAGUGCUGCCUCCCUCCACUCUCAGGCUGGAAAGGUGCUGUGAGGAGAGGUGAAGAGGGGGGAGGGCAGGAGGAGGUGCCAGGCCUGAAAGGGGGCACACCCAGGCCGAGGCCCACAGUGGGUAUUGGCUAAAGACCACAACGUCUCUGCUGGAAGGAGGGGCUGCAGGGGCUUGCAAUAUUUCAGGCCCUCUCAGUCGGUGAGGCUAGGGGCAGAGGCAUCUGGAAAACAGACCUCCCUCUGGAAUUCAGAGUUGAGUUGCUAAAUCACUGAAGCCUGGAAUCUAUGAGACAAGACUGAGGACUGCAAGGGCCAUCCAGGGGUACCACACUCCAGGAGAGCUUUCAGACGCAGGCCAUGAGGUGGGUCUUUCUGCUGUUGCUGCUGCUGCUGCCUAAGGCGCUGCGCCCAAGCGGCGCAGGGCUGCUCCCGGAGACCGGCCCGAUCUUCCGGCUCACUCAGCAAGGCCUCCGGACGAGCGGGCCCAGCAACACCACAAGCUCACCCUGCGAGGGGCUCCCCGCCACGGGAAACACGACCCUGAGUCUCACCAACCGCAGCCUGGAGCGCCUGCCCAGCUGCCUGCCGCGCGCCCUGCGCAGCCUCGACGGCAGCCACAACCUGCUGCGCGCCCUGAGCGCCCAGGAGCUCGGCCACCUGCCGCACUUGCAGGUGCUGACGCUAAGCCACAAUCUCAUCGCCUCGCUGCACUGGGGCCCCGGCGGGCCCGCGGGGCUGCACACCCUGGACCUCAGCUACAACCAGCUGACAGCCCUGCAGCCAUGCGCCGGGCCUGCGCAGAGCAGCCUCCGCGCGCUGACGCUCACCGGGAACCCACUUCGAGGGCUGCAGCCAGGGGCCUUCUCCUGCUUCCCUGAGCUUCGGAUCCUCAACCUCUCCUCCACCGCGCUGGGCUUGGACGCCCAAGGGGGCAUCGCGGAUGCGGCCUUCACAGGAGCCGGGGGUGUGCCCCUGGCCAACCUCGAGGUUCUGGACCUCAGCAGCACGUUCCUCACGCUGGUUGGGUCCGGAUGGAUCAGGGACCUGCCGAAGCUCAAGUCUCUCUACCUGAGGAAGAUGCCCAGGCUGAGGAGCCUGGAGGGGCACAUUUUCAAGAUGACCCCUGAACUGCAGCAGCUCGAUUGUCAAGACUCCCCAGCACUUACCUCUGUCCACACACACAUCUUUCAAGACACUCCUCACCUGCAGCAACUUCUAUUCCAGAACUGCAACUUGAGUUCAUUCCCACCUUGGACCCUGCGUUCCUCCCAAGUGCUAUUCGUCAACCUCUUUGGCAACCCUCUCACUUGCAGCUGUGAACUGUCCUGGCUCCUCAUGGAUGCAAAGACCAUCUUAAGCAGGGCAGCAGAUACUGAGUGCAAACCAGCUGCAGGAUCCAGCCCCGUGUUCUCAACCCCGCUCUGGCUAUCCCAGCUGCCUGGUGUGUGCCUACUGGCCGAAGGCACCGCGCUCCCUCAUUCCAGCUCACCGGCCUCUGUCAGCAGCACCCACGCACCGUAUACACAUCUUCCCUCUGACCUGGCAGUGGCAGCUCCUACCUCCCUACCUGCUCCUACCUCCCACCCUACUCCUACCUCCCAACAUGCAGGAGUCCGGCCCACCCCUGGAGCUGUGUGGCCACUGGACGGUGUCGGGGAGGCAACCACUCGCUCCUCCACCACCACUGUAGCGACUUCCGAACAUGUGGGUGUUCCACCUGGGGCUGUAAGCACAGCCGGGACAGAGCCCGGAGAACAAGCUGCGGGGCUUGUCUUGGAACCUAAUAUCUCAGCAGCCUCCAUCCCCUGGGUCAACAAACACCUUGGUCUCCUCCCGACCUCCCGCAACCCAGUGAACACGCACCAGAGGACACGGGCCACCCCACAGGCUCCGCACCCGACUCCUACCCAGGGUGAGAUCCCAGUCCUGAUACUGGAUGACUCCAGUGAGGAGGAGGAGGGGGAGAUGGUGGAAGCGCUUGCCCAGGGUGUCCCCUGUGAUUACCACCCCUGUAAGCACCUCCAGACCCCAUGCAUGGAGCUGCAGAGGCGCCUGCGGUGCCUGUGUCCUGGCCUCAGCGGGGAAGACACCCUCCCGGACCCUCCCAAGCUGCAGGGGGUGUCGGAGACCACAGACACCUCCGCGCUCAUCAGCUGGUGUGCCCCCAACUCAGUGGUGCACGAGUACCAGAUCCACUACGCUCGCGAGGGACGGCUGGGGAACCAGUCGGUGGUGGGGGACAUCUAUCCCACCGCCCGACAGCACCCCCUCUAUGGGCUCGAGCCAGGCACCACGUACCUGGUGUGCGUGCUGGCGGUCAACAGGGCGGGCCUGAGCCCCUCGGACGCUGAGGGUUGGAGCAGGGCCUGCACCACCUUCACUACCAAGCCCAGCUUCGUGCUCAUCUUCGCGGGGCUGUGCGCCGCCUGCGGCCUGCUGCUCGUCAGCACGCUGCUGCUGUCCGCGUGCCUCUGCCGGCGCCGCCCCUGGGCUCGCAGGCAGCGCUACGAAACGCACCUGGUGGACUACAAAAACCCAGCCUUUGACUACCCGCUGAAGCUCCAGACCUCGAAUCAGCCCUCGAAUCCCUGAAUUCUCCUGAAUUCUCCUAUAGACAAACUCAAGCUAAGAAACUGGUUGCCUAUGAGCAGAAGAUCCAGAGGCUUGGAAACUGCUCCCCCAGCUCUAAAGCUUUCUAAUUCCGGUGCCCCCAGCACUGGUGCACACAAGGAAAUUGGCAGCUGAGCAUCUCAGUCCAGGGAACAAGUUCCUUUUACUUCCUUUUACUUUUCCAAAUUUGUCAUGAUUUGAACUAGAUGCAUCAAUGUAGUCAACCAUGUCUAGUUCCAACAUUUCCGUUCCCAGAAAUAUGAACAUCAAUGCCAGAACACACCCAUUGCCACCGGGCAUUCUUGUGCGCCAUUUUAUUUGGGCUUUUCAGUAGUCAGAAUCCCUCAGGGUCAGUAGAGAAGAAUUGUGUACCCCACUAGGAAAGGAUACAACAGAAAUCACAUAAGCCAGACUCUCUGGCCUCAUUGAAAGAGACAUUCUCAAGUCACAUCAAGCAGGUUCCCUCUUAGUCAUGCUUUGGCUAAGGCACAUGUUAUUCAAGGAAUCCAAUCAACUCUAGUGGUCUUCAUUUGAGAGCUGGGGGGUGAGAAAGGAGUUACUGGCUAUGUUUCCUGAGGUCUUCCCAGGUCAAUUAGUUCCAUUUGAGGAUAUGCCCCACCCCCACCCCUCACACACACAGCCCCCCGCCCUCCCAAAUGUGCUGGAAAGCUUUAUAGGGAGACUGCAGUCUUCUGGGAACAUUUGUGAAACACAAGGCUGGCCUUUUUAAAUGCAGUGCUCACUGCAUUUCACCUUAGUGGACAAAGGAACUAUGAACUUAAGGAGGUAUAAGUUCACUUUUAGGGACAUUUUUAGAGAAAAGAGCAAAAGAUUAUUAACUUGUGGCUCUAAUUUGAAACCAAAGCAUUUCUCUGCUCCUGCCCAAUUGCAUCAAAAUCUGUGCUUCACGGAUUUGUAUCUGACUACGGGCAUGUCUUACUCUUCACUGGUUCACUUUUAUACAAAUUUAGGGAGAAAAGUGAUUUUAUGAAAUCCUCCUUUAUGAUGGAGGAUUUUUAGAUUUUAAUUUUCUAGAUUUUAAUUUUCUACGUUAGUAUUUGUUAGUUUCCUGUGGCUGCUACGACAAAUUACCACAAACUAUGUGGCUUUAAACAAUUUAUUUUCUUACAGCUUACUAGAGAAAUCCACAAUCAAGGUGGAGUUCUCAAUCCCCCUCAAGACUCUGACAAUUGGUUCAAGCCCUUCACGUGGCUUCUGUUGGCUGCGGAAAUCCUUGGUGUCGCUGGCUCACAGACCUCUCAUGCCCACCUGUGCCUCCAUUGUCUCGUGGCAGUCUGUGUCUGAAUUUCCCUUUUCGUUUUUAUUUUUGCCCUAGUUUUAUUGAGAUCUAACUGACAUAACACUGUGUAUAUUUAAGGUGUUCAACAUGAUUUUAUAUAUAUGUAUACUAGGAAAUGAUGGCCACAAUGUUGCAACUUUCCAGCACACAGGCUUCAUAUCUAUUUUCUUCUCAGCAGCGGGAUUUCCACUUCCCGUCUCAGAGCCUCCCAGGCCAGACACCACCCUCCUAUUGUCUCACUGCCCCUGUUCCAUUUACAGGCAGUGUCCUUGACCGCAAGGACAAGGAUCCUUAGAGGGACAGAGGAUCACCCUUAACGGCAUGCAUUUGCUUCUGAUUUCCCAUUUCAAUGUAACACAGCUUAUCAGGCGGUGCUUGGAUUACCCCACCAUAGGAUUUCACAUUAGGCUUAAGAGGAGCACAUGGGCAGCAAGAGAUAAGAGGACGUGCCUGCACCAGCCCUUGUCUUCCUCUUCCCCUCUCCCUGCAUCUCUCACUCUCCUAAAUAUGACAAUGUAAUGAAAGUAAGCGCUUUUAAGGCAGAUGGUCCCAAACUAAUUAUUUUUACAAUAUAAGUACAAGUGAUACAUCUGAAUGGACUUUAUCAAUCAGAAGACUUACCCAGCAGCUGAGGGCCACAAUAUACUGUACAGAAUGACUCAAGCCGAAGGUUCACUUUUCUCCCCCAGCUUUUAUUCUUUUAUCAUCUUAACAAAAGAGGAUUCCCCAAGUUUAAAAAAUCUUUGAAAAAUAAACAGUUUCAUAUUAUUUACAUGAGUACAGGUUCCAAUAUUAUAUAAACAUUGCUCUGUCAGAAACACAAUGGAAGGCAUGAUGUAGCUCACUGCCUCGUAGAUGGCAGAGUCGAAUGGACAGGCUUUCAUAUUCCAGCUACCUUUAUUACUUAUCCUGAUACAUAAACUAUUAGGCACCUGAGAGGUUGGAAGACAACAUGAACUCCAGUACCUUCUGUUUUGAUCUUAUUUAUUAUUUUCAAAACUUAGGUAUUUUAAGUUUCUUUAUAAGCUUACUUCAUCUAUAACUACGCUACCUUUUGUUUUUGUCAUUAUCCUAAAUGAUCAAGGAUGAAACACAGGAACUGUUAAUGUGUACAUAGAUCUAAAAAUCAAAUAUAAAAAAUGUACAGCUAAGUUCUAUAGGAUGUAUAUUUAAACCCAGAAGUUCCCUAGUACUUUGGGAGCAAUCUAAAUUCUACCUACAGUUGGCAACUCUCUGGUUUCCAUGUUCUGCACAAUUUUUUUUAAGCACAUGUAAAAAUGACACUAUUUUUUGUAAUUGGUAUCUUAGAAGUUAAUCAAGAAACCUAAGAUAAAAAAUUCUAAAUCAUAGUUUUAUUUGUAUUUAAAAAUACAUUGCAAAUUCUUGCAUAUGCCCAUGAUCAAGAUUAUUUUCAAUGCACAUUACUUAAAUUUGGAUGACAUGGUUUUUUCUGACAAGUCCUUUUUCAAGCUGAACACCAAAACAGGGAAACUCCUAUAGAUUUUCAGUGGCUCUGCCGCCGAUGAUGAUGUAUAUUGCUUCCUUGCUGAUGACAAUGGAUGACUUUCAUCUGCCUUUUAUCACCUGAACAGUUUUCCGACCAUAAUGAUAAUAACUGUAAGCUGAUGCAGCUGUGGUAAAAGCUGUAAAACACCUUAUAUGGAAGGAAAGAAAGAAAACAGUGUCAAAUCUAAAAAACAGUAACCAUGAGAACCCAUAAAGAAUAAACUUAAAAGACACUUUUAAAAGUAGAGAGGGCUAUAUGGCAUGAUUUUAACUACAAGAAUCAAAAUACAGUGGCCUUUCCUUAAGACUUCAUUUGAACUGUAAUGUCAAACAAUCUCGUUAAUGAGCAUGAAAAAAUACUACUAGUAAACUGUCAUUUUUACCCAGACAUUAUUCCAGGUAGCUUAUGUUCUCAUUCUCACCGCAACCUCAUCGUACAGAGGAGGAAACAGAGCCCACAGCACUCGCACAGCCGUAGUGCUGUGCUGGAGCCUGGCUUGGCUGCAGCCUGAGAGCCCAUGUGAUCUCCCCUGCUACACAGAUCACUGAACUCCAUUUCCUGUACACUGAGAAUUCUACUCUCUGAGUCAUUUUAAGUAAAUUUCAGUUUUCUUUCACUGAUUGCUCCUUAACCGAACUGCUAGGCUAACAAAAUUCUCAUGGCUUGCUGAAUGACUGCCACUAGUGGGCCACCACUUUUCAGUGUACCAAGCACCCAUGCUGUGCCUGGUCAAGGUACAGCAUCAUCAAGCCUCAUUUUUGAUUAACCCCAAAUCUGUUUAUGUCAAAUGACAGCCUAAAUUCACACGUGAAACCAGUGAAACAAUGUAACUGUGGGAAGAAUUGCUAUUUCUGAAAAAUAUUGUCCAAUGUAACAGUGGAAUGGUAAUGUUAAAAGAUUGGAGGAAAAAAGCGUGAAAAUAUAAAUAGUUCCUACACUCGGGCUGCCUCAAAAAUGCCUUAAAUUCUUGUAUCACUUUAAAAAAGCAAAAAGUGAAAAUCAGAGAUUGUAUUAGUCUAUUCAAGAAAGAAAACUUCCACUGAAAGGCCUAUACUCAAGAAACGGUAAGAGUCUUGUAUCAGAAGACAUAAGCUGAAUCAGAAUGAAUGUACACUUGUAUAUCUGAGAAAAUAAAAUGUUUAGUACGUGUAUCAUUUUAAAGGUUCUUUAAUUUAAACUUA